CGGUGCUCCAAGCCCCGCCGCCGCCCCAAGCCCCGCCACCGUCACCGCCACCGCCACCGCCACCAUGGAGGCCAUCAAGAAGAAGAUGCAGAUGCUCAAACUGGACAAGGAGAACGCCAUCGACCGAGCCGAGCAGGCGGAGGCUGACAAGAAGCAGGCGGAGGACCGCUGCAAGCAGCUGGAGGAGGAACAGCAGGGCCUGCAGAAGAAGCUGAAGGGCACGGAGGAUGAGGUGGAGAAGUACUCCGAGUCCGUCAAGGAGGCCCAGGAGAAGCUGGAGCAGGCGGAGAAGAAAGCCACGGACGCCGAAGCUGAGGUGGCCUCUCUGAACCGCCGCAUCCAGCUGGUGGAGGAGGAGCUGGACCGGGCCCAGGAGCGCCUGGCCACCGCCCUGCAGAAGCUGGAGGAGGCCGAGAAGGCGGCGGAUGAGAGCGAGAGAGGCAUGAAGGUCAUCGAGAACAGGGCCAUGAAGGACGAGGAGAAGAUGGAGCUCCAGGAAAUGCAGCUGAAGGAGGCCAAGCACAUAGCAGAAGAGGCCGACCGCAAAUACGAGGAGGUCGCCCGCAAGCUGGUCGUCCUUGAGGGAGAGCUGGAGCGCUCGGAGGAGAGGGCAGAGGUUGCGGAGAGUAAAUGUGGUGACCUAGAGGAGGAGCUGAAAAUUGUCACCAACAACCUGAAGUCCCUGGAGGCCCAGGCCGACAAGUAUUCCACCAAGGAGGACAAGUACGAGGAGGAAAUCAAGCUCCUAGGGGAAAAGCUGAAGGAGGCGGAGACCCGGGCAGAGUUUGCCGAGCGGUCCGUGGCGAAGCUGGAGAAAACCAUCGAUGACUUGGAAGAGCGUUCCCGGCAGGAGGCCGAGAAAAACCGCGUUCUCACUAACGAGCUGCGGGUCAUCCUGACCGAACUUAACAACUGAGCUAAGGCAGCUCCGGCCCCAGCACAGCCUCCCAGCCCCGGGCUGCCCCCCUGCCCCGUUUUGGCCAGGCUGGUUUGGGGCUGGGAGCCCCUGCCCGCUCCCCACUGGGAUAACUGCCCUGCUGGGGGGGACAGGGAGCCCCUGGGGAGCUGAUGGUUUUUUUGGGGGAGAGGGAUGAGGGAUUUUGCCGUGUCCUGGGAUGCCCACACGGUGGUGGCUGUCCCCUGGCAUCAGCCUGGCCCUGCUGGGGAGGGAUGUGGUGGCUUGUCUCUGCUUCCCCCUCCCUCCGGUCACCCCAAACCACGCAGGGAGGACGCCCUCGGAGCGGGGUCCCUGCAGGGUGCCGGGUGGGCACAGCCCCCCAUCCCCAUCUCUCAUGGGAAGGGGGUUGCCAACUGGAAGCCAGCACCGGAGGAGGCUGCCCCGGCAGCAGGCUGCCCAUCGGAGCUCGUCCCUGCAGCCUCGUUAUCUCUGCUCCUUCUCUGCUGUCCUCUCUGCCCGCCCUCCUGGGCUGCUGUCUCACUCCUCUUCUUCACGGAGCACCUGGCUGGUGCCGCAGGCGCUGGCUCUCCUCUUGCAAGGGUUCGUGCACGUGCCGGUGGGGACGGCAGGACGGGGAGAGAUGGGGCCGCGGUGGCGGCACCCGCACCACGGAUGGGCUGGCCAAGGGCAACGGGGUUGCACUGGGAGGAUGGAGAAGCUGAAGAAAGGGGGCUGCCUGACCCCCCCCGGGGGUCGUGGAGGGGCUGGGCUCAUCCCUGCCGGUGCUGGGGCUGCUCAUACUGAGCUGUGUCCGUGUGCGUGUGUCUGUGCCUGGCGUGGUGUGCGUGGGUUUCGGCUGG
Oxyura jamaicensis (ruddy duck) is the source of this 1758-nucleotide messenger RNA. It is a transcript of the gene TPM2, whose product is annotated as tropomyosin 2. Gene Ontology annotation, cellular component: actin filament. Bases 65 to 916 code for a protein of 283 amino acids. The record is from RefSeq and is a predicted model, not a curated record. The transcript is spliced from 9 exons. Lineage: Eukaryota; Metazoa; Chordata; Aves; Anseriformes; Anatidae. Gene Ontology annotation, molecular function: actin filament binding. Gene Ontology annotation, biological process: actin filament organization; muscle contraction.